Messenger RNA from Salvelinus sp. IW2-2015, 1605 nucleotides. NCBI's taxonomy places the organism in Eukaryota, Metazoa, Chordata, Actinopteri, Salmoniformes, Salmonidae. The record is from RefSeq and is a predicted model, not a curated record.
UUCAUAGACAUGAUGGAAUUCUGAUCAACUCUCAAUCUUAACAACAGAACCAAAUGUAGAGUAUCAAUUUGCACCCAGGGGAAUAGUGGUGUACUGUACUUAGAAUGUAUUUUCAUUUCGGAGCAAUCCAGGGGUUCACACACCCCUAUUCUUUUCGGAACAUGGAAAACCUAACUAUGUUAUACUGCACGCAAGAUAAUAGGCAAAAUAUUAGAAUAAAAGGAGCGUUUCCUACUGUUUCCUUAUAUAACAAUGUCGGUGGCAUUUUCAUCGGCGCGCCCAAGGAGCAAAGGGGAGGUGACACAACAAACGAUACAAAAGAUGCUGGAUGAAAAUCACCAUCUGAUACAAUGCAUCAUGGAUUACCAGAGCAAAGGGAAAACAGCAGAAUGCACACAGUAUCAGCAGAUCCUUCACAGAAACUUAGUCUACCUGGCCACGAUAGCGGAUUCUAAUCAGAACAUGCAGUCACUGUUACCUGCACCUCCUACCCCUAACAUGGGGAGUAUAGGUGCUGGAGGAAUGGGACAGAGCGGAGGCAGCGGGCCCCUACACUCCCAGAGUAACCUCAACGACACCAUGACCCCUGGCCUGCCCCCUACUGCUAUGAUGCAGAGUCAGAUGAGCAAUGGCCCCAGCCACGCUCCCAUGCAGCAGCAGGCGGGUCAGACACAGUCGGCUGGGACCUCAUCCACGUCCCUCAGCCUGCCAGCCAGCACCCACGGCUCAGCCUCCGGCUACAGCCACCCCGUGCCCCCCUCCUCCCAGGGCAGCAUGGUCCAGGGCCUCGGCCCAGGCUACGGUUCUUCCUCUUCCUCUUCUACCUCCUCCCGCAGCAACCUCAACAUGCAGUCUAACACAGUCUCCAUGAUGCACCAGCAGUCGCGCCACACCUCAUUACCCGUCAUCCCAGACUGGUGCGGACAGCAGCAGUACCAGGGUCAGCAGGCUGCUAUGGGCAUGUUGGGGCAGAGCGGGCAAGGCAACAACAUGAUGAGCCAGAGGCCCAUGGGGACAUACCGACCCACACAGCAAGGAUCUGCACCGCAGUACAUGGGACAAGACGAUUUCUACGGAGAGCAGUACGGACACACUCAGAGCUCCAGCGAGCCCAUAAACCAGCAGUAUUACUCUGAUGGUCAUGGGGAGUACUCCUACCAACAGUCAUCCUACGGUGAACAGGGCUAUGAGAGGUCCUUUGAUGAGUCCUCACAGCACUACUACGAAGGAGGCAACUCCCAGUAUAGUCAGCAGCAGGCCCAGUACCAGCAGGGGUCAGGCCAGCAGCAACCCUUCAGCCAACAACAGUACCCCUCACAGCAGGGCUACAGCGGACAGCCACAGGGCUACGGUCCAGGUCAGGGUGCGCAGUCCCAGUACUCCCAGUACCAGCAGGGRCAGGGCCAGCAGUACAGCUCCUACCGCUCCUCCCAGGCUGCCUCUGGGGCACAGACACAGAGGCCCUACGCCUACGAACAGGGUCAAUACGGAAACUACCAGCAAUAAGGCACCACCUCCUGGGCAAACUGGUGGACAAGUUAGGCAAGGGAACAGUUCUGUGAAUAACCCCCAACAGUCGUGUGUAAACCAGUCUCUGAGUAAAUG